AUGUUAUUGAUCAAAACUGAAUACGGUGUGCAAAAGAUUUAUUUACAAUUACUUGUUAUGGUGACAUUGCAUACGAUGAACUAUCCUGAUUUGUUUACCAAUCUGCCGUAUACAUUAGAUACAUGGUAUGGUAUGAAGAAAAUACUUUUUAAGUUAUUAUCUAUCAAACACAAUCUAUCUUCAUCGUCUAAACAAAGAAGCAUUGAGAAAGACGCUGUUGUUCAUCAAUAUACUCAACAUUCCGAAGCAUCAUCGAACGUAGUUCAUUCAUUAUGGAAGGAAGAAAGUAAUAGUCAAGAGAAACAUACCGGUUGUUCCCUGAAAACAAAGACCAAUCAUCAAAAUAGUCAACAGACAAGUUCGAAUUCGAAUAUCGAUGAUUUUACCAAUGCCAACAGUUUUUCAUCUAAUCAACUGAUAUCUCCAAGACCAUUCAUACUGCACAACUUCAAGUAUCAGCAACGAUCUAUUCAUCUAAAUCAAGACAAGAAUCUGGUUGAAUACGACAUUAAUUCCUGGAAUGAAAAUCAGAAUAAGAAGUCCUCAACAUCGGUCGAAUCAGAAGAAUCCAAAGAGAAAGACGAUGAAUUAAAAAUACGAGAAUUAGUGAACAAUGUUCGAAGGGAUAUGAAUGCACUGGUCAAUGGCGAACAAAACGAUCCAUCGAUUGUAUCUGCUGAUGAAAGUUCUCGGACGAUGCGAUCGAGCAAUCGGAAUAUUAAUGCAUCAAGAUUGAAAAAGAGUCGAAAGCCGAACAUAAAACAGAAAAGGAGGCGAAAACAUCAGGUUAAACGACCGCACAAGUCCAGACGUCUAAAGAAAAGACCAUCGAAAAAGAAAGCAAAAUCUAAAAAAGUCAGAAGAAGAAAACAAUCAAAAUCGAGGAAAAAUAAAGCAAAAAAGAAAACAAAAUCAAGAGCAAGAAAACCAGCGAAAUCGAAAAGAUCAGCAAAGAACAGCAAAAAACACACAUCACGAUCGAUGAAAAAGAGAAAAGCUGUACCAAAACCCAGUAUGAAAGUACCAGCUGAGCUACCACAAUGUAACAACUGUUGUUGUAAUUUCCUCCAUUAUUCUCUGCGGCAAAUCAUGCGUGAUGCAGAACAAACCAAACAGUUUGCAUUAAACAUGGCAUCAAUGGGAAUUAAUCCUUCAGUAUUGAAAGACCCUAAUAUCACUUCAUGUCAAGGUAUUUCCAUCCCAUUGUACAAUUGUGAAGGCAUAGGCGAUCAGCGCUUUCCCUCGGGAGCAACAUUUACAACAAUUUCUAAAAACGAACAAGAAGAUGUUUAUCAAAGAAGAGAUCCAAUGGUUGUGCAAACUAUCAAUACUCAACGUGGCAAACUUCACAUUAAACUAGAUCCUCAAUCAUUUGGUUUAGCCCCAUUCUUUUCUCAACAAUACGAAGCAUUCAUCAAAGGUUCACCGAAUUCAACUUUCCUGAAACAUUAUACUAAAACAUUUGGAAAAUAG
Messenger RNA from Adineta ricciae, 1473 nucleotides. The record is from the annotation of a GenBank genome assembly. Lineage: Eukaryota; Metazoa; Rotifera; Eurotatoria; Adinetida; Adinetidae.